CUACUAAAAGGAGUGGGAGAUAAGUGGAUUUUUUUUUAUUUACGAGUAUAUAAAGGUACGAGUGUUAGAUGGAAUCUUGUGUAUUUUAUCAAACGUUGCUUAAGACACUUCUUAUUAUUUGUAUUUUCUCGUGGUUUUAUUUAUCAAAUAUGAAAACGAUAAUAAUCUUGGUAGUUCUGGCGUCAGUUGCAUCAAUCGGACUGUCAGCACCCCAGCAAGAAAUAACAAUAAUUCGCCAAGAAGAAAACAACAGUAUCGGAGUAGGCGGUUACCAUUUUUCUUACGAGCAGAGUGAUGGACAAAAGCGUGAAGAAACGGCGGAGCUAGAAAACGAAGGAACUGACGACGAAGCCAUGAAAGUUGUCGGCAGCUACAGUUUCGUCGCACCCGAUGGCAAAACAUACAGGGUAGAUUACACUGCUGACCGUGAUGGUUACCACCCUGUUAUAACUCUUGUGUAAUAACCACUCGCUUUCUCAACAGACAUUUAAUAAAAAUAAAAUAAAACUAAAAAAAAAAAAAAAAUUAUUAAAUGUCUAUCCUGUGCAUAAUGUAUAAAAAUAAAUGAUUUAUAUCUCCUGCAUUUAAAAGUAUUUUUUAAUU
This is a messenger RNA of Microplitis mediator, 603 nucleotides long. RefSeq names its product flexible cuticle protein 12-like. The record is from RefSeq and is a predicted model, not a curated record. Gene Ontology annotation, molecular function: structural constituent of chitin-based larval cuticle. NCBI's taxonomy places the organism in Eukaryota, Metazoa, Arthropoda, Insecta, Hymenoptera, Braconidae. Gene Ontology annotation, cellular component: chitin-based extracellular matrix. The coding region runs from base 69 to 461 and encodes 130 amino acids. The transcript has 2 exons.